Molecule: messenger RNA, 711 nt
Organism: Adineta ricciae
Lineage: Eukaryota; Metazoa; Rotifera; Eurotatoria; Adinetida; Adinetidae
Source: the annotation of a GenBank genome assembly
AUGAGCAUAAACAGUUCCACGGAACAACCAAUUCCACCAGAAACAACAGAUCGAACGACAACGACACCACCAGAUGAACCACCACCAGCGUACGAAAUAACACCAGCAACAGAUGCGAAUGACAACUCAGCAUCAGCAUCGGCUGUAGAGAUCGAAGCUCCGCCGCCUUACUGUCUCGUUGAUCCAAGUAAAGUUCGUAAUACGGAUCAUUUACCGCAUUAUCCUCACAUCUCACCUGUGGAAAUCAUCGAUUUGCAUGGCAAUGAACAGUCAUCUCAUCAAACAAAUCAACCAGCAAUCGCCGCUUGGUUCACGACAGGGUCCAGUUUGGAUGUUGGUACAGAUUGCACAUUCUUGAUGGCUUUCAUUAUUGCGUUCUUCUUCAAUUGGCUUGGUUUUCUUGCUGUUGUUUGUCUAAUUCCAACCAUUGCCGCCCGUUUCGGUGCAAUGUCAGGAUUUGGUUUGAGUGUGGCUAAAUGGAUCACAGUGACGCGUUAUGGUGGAUUCCACAGUUCUUCAUUUAUCAAUGGUAAUUUCACGUCACCAUCGGUUCCUCGAGCAGCAGUGUACGAUCCAGCACAAAACUUCAUCUUUGCCAUCGUUCUGUUUGCUGGCUUCUUUCUUUUCAUUCGCGGAUUACUCUCGUAUAUAGCCGUUAAAAAUCGUGCCAAUCAACAAGGACAAACAUCGGAUGUGUUCAAUUGGUACUAG